CCCAUAAUAAAAAGUUUGAGAGUGUUGAUGACAUAAUGGACAGCUUACUGUAUUGCCGUGUAACCCACCCUUCCCUCCAUUUUAGAGUAACUGGAUAACGCACCCAAAAGCUCAACAAAAUUCAAACUUUAUCUUCAAUGAAUCUUUUCAACUGCAAAUGCAAAUCCAACAAUUUCUUCAGCAUUCAUCUUCCUCCGCCUCACAGCUCGCUCUGUAACCGUCGUACAACUAGGUUCUCCGUCCGUUUCUCAUCCGAGUCAACUCACAGAGUCAAACUCGCCGAGUCACUGCAAUCCGAAACCUUGAAGCUUCUAGAAUGGCCCGCCGUGUGUCAACAGCUCUCCGCUUUCACGUCCACAUCAAUGGGAUACGCCGCAGCACAAUCUGCUCGGAUUCCGGUGGGUAAAACUCGUGAAGAGAGCAGUAGACUUCUCUCUCAGACCUCGGCCGCCGUGGCUGUACCUCGGCCGUUGGAUUUUACCGGAAUUGAAGAUAUUUCCCCAAUUGUUGAUGCUUCCGUUGCAGGCGGUAUACUCUCGAUUCGUGAACUUUGCUCUGUGAAACGGACCUUGGCAGCGGCGAGAUUUUUGCUCCAACAGUUGGAGGAGAUUGAUUUCUCUGAAAGGUACUCUUCUCUGAAGGAAAUUCUUCACAGUUGUGAUUUUCUUGUGGAAUUGGAGCAAAAAAUAGAAUUCUGUAUUGAUUGCAGCUUUUCAGUAAUCCUUGAUAGAGCUAGUGAAGAUUUGGAAAUUACAAGAUCUGAGAGAAAGAGGAACAUGGAUAAUCUAGAAUUAUUGUUGAAGCAAUUAUCAACUCAAGUUUUUCAAGGUGGAGGAUUUGAUAGGCCUUUAGUGACCAAGCGCCGUUCAAGAUUGUGUGUUGCUGUGAGAGCUUCACAUAGAUCUUUGCUUCCUAAUUCUGUAAUCCUAGAUACAAGCAGUAGUGGAUCUACAUACUUCAUGGAACCUAAAGAGGCAGUUGAGCUAAACAACAUGGAAGUUAAACUUUCUAGUUCUGAGAGGGUUGAGGAGCAAACAAUUUUGAGUUUGCUUACAUCUGAAAUAGCAGAAUCUAAUAUGAAAAUAAAGCACUUAUUAGAUAAAAUAUUGGAAAUCGAUCUUGCAUUUGCAAGGGCUGCUCAUGCUCAGUGGAUGGGUGCUGCCUGUCCAGCUUUAAGUCCAAGAAAUUGCAACAUAUCCCAAUCUGAACAUUUAUCUAUAAAUGUAGAAGGGAUACAACAUCCUUUGCUUCUUGAGUCCUCCUUGAAAAACUUGUCGGCUGAUGUGUCCCCAAGAUCACCUGAUUUGGAUCAAGGAAAUGGUGUCAUGAAUUUCGAGACAAAAUCUCGUGCACAUUUCCCUGUGCCCAUUGAUAUUAAAAUUGGUCAUGGAACAAAGGUUGUUGUCAUCUCGGGCCCAAAUACCGGAGGCAAAACGGCUUCAAUGAAGACUCUAGGACUGGCUUCUAUGAUGUUGAAGGCUGGCAUGUAUUUGCCUGCCCAAAAUAAACCACAGCUUCCAUGGUUUGAUCUUAUUCUGGCAGACAUUGGAGACCAACAGUCUCUGGAGCAAAGUCUAUCAACCUUUAGUGGGCACAUUUCACGGCUUCGUGAGAUUCUGGAAGUUGCUUCUGGAGAAUCUCUAGUUCUUAUUGAUGAAAUUGGAAGUGGGACCGAUCCUUCAGAAGGUGUAGCACUUUCAGAAAGCAUACUGCAAUAUCUCAAGGAUAGGGUUAAUUUAGCUGUUGUAACUACCCACUAUGCGGAUUUAACUCGCUUAAAAGAAAAGGACAAUCGGUUUGAAACAGCAGCAACAGAGUUUUCCUUGGAGACUCUACAGCCUACCUAUCGGAUUCUAUGGGGAAGCAUGGGUGAAUCAAAUGCCUUGAAUAUUGCAAAAUCAAUGGGCUUUGAUGAAAGAAUAAUUGAGCGAGCAGUAUUAUGGGUGAACAAACUGAGACCAGACAAGCAGCAGGAGCAGAAGGGUUUACUUUAUCGGUCACUAAUUGAAGAAAGAGAUAGACUAGAAUCUCAAGCAAUGGAAGCUGCUUCUCUUCAUUCAGAUAUUAUGAACAUUUAUAAUGAGAUUAACAAUGAAACACAAGAUCUUGAUGGACGUGAAGCUGCCCUCAUAGCAAAGGAAACACAUGAAGUACAACAGGAAGUGAGAGCUGUGAAAAAUGAGAUCCAAACUAUAGUACAGCGGUUUGAGAGCCGACUUGGAAAUGUAAGUGCUGACGAGAUUAAUACACUUGUAAAAAAAGCGGAAGCUGCUAUUGCAUCGAUAGUUGAAGCUCAUCAGCCUAGUAAAGAUUUUCUUGUCAGAGAAAUAGGCCAGAGCCUUUACACACCACAGGUUGGCGAACAAGUAUAUGUGAAGGCAUUUGGAAAUAAGUUGGCCACUGUGGUUGAGGAACCUGGGGAUGAUGACACUAUCCUUGUUCAAUAUGGAAAAAUCAGAGUCCGCGUGGGCAGGAGCAGUAUAAGACCCAUUCCCCCUGAUGAUUCCUCCAGUGCAGCUAACUUGAAAACCCAGGUUCAGCGGAUCAGGAGUCUCAGGGACCUUGGAAGUCUCUCUGACGCAAGCAAAAAUCAGCAGGAUUCUUAUGGCCCUGUGCUGCAGACAUCUAAAAACACCGUAGAUUUACGUGGCCUGAGAGUGGAGGAUGCUUCUCAUCAGCUCAAAAUAGCCAUUGAUUCAAGAGCGCCUAAUUCUGUUAUUUUUGUUAUUCAUGGGAUGGGCACUGGAGUCGUAAAAGAAUCUGCACUUAAAUUACUAAGAGAUCAUCCUCGUGUUGUUAAGUUUGAACAGGAAAGUCCUAUGAAUUAUGGCUGUACAGUUGCUUAUAUCAAAUGAAAACAUUUGGACCAAAGUAUAAAAGUAAUAUUACUCAACCCAUGUUUCUGAA
Molecule: messenger RNA, 2907 nt
Organism: Solanum pennellii
Lineage: Eukaryota; Viridiplantae; Streptophyta; Magnoliopsida; Solanales; Solanaceae
Product: endonuclease MutS2
Exons: 5
Coding region: 138-2855 (905 amino acids)
Biological process (GO): negative regulation of DNA recombination; mismatch repair
Molecular function (GO): ATP-dependent DNA damage sensor activity; ATP hydrolysis activity; endonuclease activity
Source: RefSeq, a predicted model, not a curated record